This is a messenger RNA of Anopheles darlingi, 2450 nucleotides long. RefSeq names its product WD repeat, SAM and U-box domain-containing protein 1-like. Bases 324 to 1706 code for a protein of 460 amino acids. Gene Ontology annotation, biological process: protein ubiquitination. Gene Ontology annotation, molecular function: ubiquitin-protein transferase activity; protein binding. The transcript has 9 exons. The record is from RefSeq and is a predicted model, not a curated record. Lineage: Eukaryota; Metazoa; Arthropoda; Insecta; Diptera; Culicidae.
AGUGCAUCAACCACACCCGCCACUGAUAACGGAUGUGUCGACGAGGUGCUACUACAGCCCAGUUGGGAAAACUCGCGGUUGGUGAGGUUGCAACCAAAACAUUACCCAUCGGCAACGGUGCCUGAAUCACGAGCUAGCAUCCGGUGGCAUUGGUCCAGUUUCGUGCUAGCACUGGAUGUAUAUACCAGAAUUGCUCCCGGGGGUUAAUCGAAUUACUCAUCUAUUGCUCGAGUACGUAGUGACGGGACGUGAAGCAAAACACCAAUAGUCAGUAAUCUUGGAGAGCACAAAACACGUUCGGUAGAGGUAGCAGAUAGUGUGCCAUGAGUGCGUCAAAGACGAAAAUUCUUCAAAAACUAACCGUCAACACGAGCGAUGUGACAACAUUGGACUUCUACGGCAGCUCCCUGUUGGUGACAGGGUCAAGUGACAAAACGGUUCGCGUCUGGCGCUGGAACCCCGGUCACGGUUUCCAGGAAGCUUCUUACUCGCCGCUGCUCGGUCAUCGCUACGGUGUCACGAGUGUCCGGGUGUCGCCGAAGGGCGGUGUGCUGGCUUCUGCUUCGGUCGAUGGAACGGUUAUUCUGUGGGACCUGAAUAAUGGAGAAAUAUCGCACACCAUUAUGCAGGAGUUUGGAGAAUCCAUUCGGGCCUGCAUAUUUAGCCCCAACGGUGCCUCGAUCGUUAGUUCCGAUGAUAACGGGUCCGUCUGCAUCUGGGGCCAGGAUAGAAGCCUGAAAUGCCACGUGAAGGUACACGAUGAAGCCGUUCACACGAUCGCUUUCUCGAGCGAUUCCAACAUCUUCUUAACCGCGUGCACCUUAGGAAAUGUGCGUCUGUUUGCCGUGGGAAAUGAUUUUGCAAAAGCCCUUUCUUCAGCGGACUGCUCGAUCGAUGCGGCUCACGAUAUGGGUGUACUUUCGGCGGAUUUCUGCAAAAUAGUCCACACCGAUCCCGCCGAUAAGCGUUCGUUGAUCUACACGCUAGCCACUUGUGGUACGGAUCAUUUCGUCAAGAUCUGGCGAGUGUUCUUCAUGCCGGGCAACAUCGAUGACCAACGCACCGGGGGUACGCGAUUGAUACCGAAUACCCCACAGGAACAUUUUGCUGGUCAAUCAUCCAUCUACAGUACCGGCGUGAUGAAUGCCAGCUGUGCUCAAACGAUUUCCGCACAUGGUAGCUCCGUAACAUGUGUACGCUUCAAUCCGACCGGUACACUGCUCUUCUCCGGUAGUCUAGACAAAACGAUCAAAAUCUGGAACCAGCAAGGAACGUGCCUUAAGACGCUGACGCACCAUUCGCGCUACGUCAACUGCCUCGCGGUGAACGGAAACUCGUCCGUGGUGGCAUCCGGUUCGAAUGAUCGUACGGUAGCCAUCUGGGAUCUGACCGGCAACCUAUCGCUCGACUCCCACAUCAGUGAUGCCCGUUCGCUCCUGUUUUCCAUAGCAGUGAAGGCCGUCGAUUUGCCGCUCGAGUUUACCUGCCCGAUAACCCACGAGCUGAUGAAGGAUCCCGUCUAUGCUGAGGAUGGGUUUACCUACGAGCGUACGGCUAUCCAGGAAUGGUUUGCACGUGACCAUCCCACGGUGUCACCGAUGACUAAUCUGGAGCUUUCAACAGCCGAGCUGGUGGAGAAUGGGAAGCUGAAGCAAAGAAUCGAAGAGUAUCUACGAACGCUGGACCCGCAGCAUCAUCCCGUAUAGCGAUAGCAGCGUUCGCAGUAUGAUAGGACGGAUGCCGACCACAGCAUUGAAACACCAAGUUUAGCAAAAGUUUUUAGUUUUUAUUCCUUUCGAUGGCGUUUCAAUACACAUUGCGAAAUGGUUCUUUCUUGCGAACCGACUAUCCGUAAACUGCUAGUAAUAAGCAAAAAUGUGCCUAUCGCGACUAGUCUAAGGGGACGUGGUGGUGGUGCUGGGACCGUGUCGACGCGUCCAACGCAUCCGCUAUUGCGCGGUGAUAAGAUGUGAUAGCGCGCGACAACGCGCCACGUAUCCUCUUCUAACGUAUCGAACAGUCGGCCUCCAACACUACGCACACCGAGAAGAGUUUGUGAGUUUGAACUGCACCAUCUCUCUUAUCGUUGCUACGGCUCUGGCGGCCCGCAGCAAACGAUCCAACCUACCAGAGUGUCCCAAUCGAUGUGUUGUAUCUGCUUGUUGGUAGGACGUGGAGAAAAAGAGAGGGAAUAAACGUAGAGACGAUAGGAAGACAAUCAUCGUGUAUGAGAUACUCGGUUGUUGCGCAAAGCAGCUAAAUGAUGUUUUAAGUGCCUCAAAGUGUGUCUGUAAUCAAAUCGUGUCAACCGCAUAUUAACACUUACCUCUGCGAGGUGUGCACCCGUGGUUAUCACACGUAGUCUCGCACCAACCAAGUUCAAUAAAACCGAAGAGACCGAAACGAUUCUCCCCUUUUCUACUCUGCAUCGUUUUCCACGUGUUUGAGAA